AGCCGAGCAGCCCGCAGCUAGCUGCUAACCCGAGAACCUGCAGGACACUCUUUGUUUUAACUUUUGUUUUUCGGCACAAACCGCUCUUGUUUUCACACGUUCCCUCAGCACAAAGUCGGUGGGACCUUUCCGUUCGUUUCUGCGUGAAUAAGAUGGUCGUUUUGACAAACAGCAACAAUGAAGAGCAGGAUUAUAUCCUGAUAGAGGAGCGCAACUGCUCCUCACUGCCCAGCUCUCCUGCCAAGCGAGUGUCUCCCUCCAAAAGGAAGCAGUUCUAUAUCAACCAAGCCAUCCGCAACUCUGACCUCAUUCCUCGGGCCAAAGGCAAGAAGAGCCUCCGGCGACAGGAGAACGCGCGGUAUCUUACUAACCUGCUCGAGAAGGAUGAGUCCUCCAAAGAUGAGCCGGAGGUUUUCAGUAACCCGGCCAGCCCAUCAAUCUUCACUAGGGCCUGCACCAACGGAAACUACUUAGAGCCGUGGAAUGACUUCAUGAACUGCUCUGGCGAGGAGCAGGAGAAGCUGCUGUCUCUGCUGGAGCGGGAGGAGGCCAAGAAGAAAAAUGCCAACCGACUCCUCAAGGACCAGAGGAAUGUAAAUCCUGCCUUCAGCGCUCAGGAAUGCUUCCACAGAAUCGAUCGCAGGCUGCGAGCAACUCUGAAACGGAAAACGAUGCCCAUAGGAAUGCUGGAAGUUCUUGAGCAAAAUCUUCUGAGCUUCUUUAAUGCUCAACCUCACUCUGUUUACAAAACCAACCUCACCAGCAGCUUUGAGAGACUGCUGCUUCACGCCAUCUGCCAGUAUAUGGACCUCAUCUCUGCAAGCUCCGACUACAAGGGGUCGCGUCAGACCGAAGUGACCAACAAACAGGAAGAGUUUCUGCCUCCUCGGACUCUGCUGUCUGCCUACCUGGAGCACGUGUGCUGAGACCAGGACCUGUUUCCACGUUUCCUCCACAGGACUCCGCUGCAGGCAGGAGCUCUGUGAAAUGUAGAUACGAUGUGCAGUCUGUACGCGACGCCUGUAAUGUCGACCAACCUCAGCAAGUGGAGCGGAGAAGAUCCCCGCUUCCAUUUCCUCUGGUUGGUCUCUGGUUUCUGUAGUAAAUUUUCCAUUACACAUAAACAAAUCAGAGUUCAUGGUAGCGGUGGGUGAGUAGGCUAAACGUCGCAUAUCUUACAGUCACAUUAACGUAAAAGCAUGCUAACUGUAGGCUUGUUCGUUUAUUGCAGUUUGUACAACUCAUAGCACAGCUUCUGACAGAGCACAACUUGACCUGAUAAAAGUCGGUCCUGAAAUAGAGGCUGUGCACAGAAUAACCCUUUAGACGUUGCUUGAACUCGCCUCUUGCACCAGAAUCGCAGAAUUUCACAGUUUCUGAACUGCUGGUGAAGAUUUAAAGGCAGCAUGAGAUGUCAAAGCAGAUUUUCAUCCAGUGAGCAAUCGAUCGUCUUAAAGAACAAAUGAUGCGUCAUUGGGAAUACGAUUAAGGUUUAGAUUUACUCAUGAGUAUAUAGAGAUACGUUUGUUUGUUUGGCAGAAUGUGACAGUAAUUCCUUACAUGUGACACUUGCCGACAGUGAUUGGAGUUUAUUUAUGAGCUGUAAAACCUCGAAGCGGGAGGUUAAUAAUUAACGGGGGGCUGGAUCGGAUCCCAGCUGAGUUCUGGGCGAGAGGCGGGUUGACAGCUUCACACUUGACUCCCGACAAUAUUACCUAAAAAUAAUGGAAAAUUUACUGUACAAGCUCCAGGAUCUGCAGCUGUGUGUGGCUUAGAGAAGCCUGUAGUGCUGAUAACAAAUCACAGUGUAUCCGACCACUCUUAGCUGAAAUCCAUCACUGCCUGAAAGACUCGUCUGUAGGAUUUGUAUACGUAGUGAGGUAUGAAGCAUGAAUACUAGUAAUCUCUCUAUAUGCACACACACAUCACUCAUCAUAGGUAAGAAGUCAUUGUCUUUCAGUAAUGCUUGCAAAUGAUGGUAUUCUUUUACAAUCAUCUGUAUUAUGUAGAGGAAGGAUGUGCUUUGGGGGCUUCUCGGGAUGUCUGUUUCUGCUCUCUUUGUGUCCGCCUGGUGCACCGACACCCUGUCUACACUGCUUCAGUCGUCAUUCGGCAAACAAUACGCCUACAGUUUGACCAGUUAUAUAUCAAUGAAGUAACGCGGUGUAGCGUCUGUAACCGAUGCCGCCUGAGACACAGUUUUAAGUUACAAGUCUGGAACCUGUACAGCCGAGUAGCUGCUGCUGUUGCUGCUUCUUUCGCUGCACGCUGGUGUAGACGAGGUUUCUUUCCAUAAUAGCCACUAUUCAAAGAUAAGGAACUGUCAUCGUUAAGAGCUGUACGUCCAUGUCGAUGUAUUCGAGGGUUUCUCUCAAAGCGCACACUGCUCUCUCUCAGUUUACACAUAACUACAACUUUAACAGCCUCUUUUCUUUUUACAUUAACUAGUAAUGUGAUUUCAAGGUGUACAGUAUGUACAGUAGAUGUGUUACAGUGACAGAAAAAUAACCACGUUCAAGGUUUUUUGAUUUGUAAAUAAAAACCUGCUGAGCUUCGUCUCUCAGGUGUGUUUUAUCUCAACAGUAACAUUUACAACCCCAGAAAAGCUAUUCUGCCUUACGAACACAACUUUCUAUGUUUUGUCUGUACGGAUAUUUCUACAUUUGUACUUUACUGGAUUUUGGAAACGUGUAUCCAGGUUACUUUAAAAAAAAAACAACAAAAAAACUCUAGUUUUUUUUUUUCUUUCUUUUUGUUUUUCCUUUUAGCUGUCGUCGGCAGUGUAACGAAACUUGACAUGUUGGUGCAUUUUGUCAACAACCAAAGUUUGUGUGUUUGUUGAGUGGAAAUCCAACUUCUCAGGCUUUUAAACUUCUCACUCUGAAUGUCAUGUAGUGAUCUCACAUGGUGUCAUUUUCUGUGUACUGUAUCCUCUCUUACGAUGUUUGGAUUACGUCCGCCCCGCCACCGUGGGGCGCUGCCAAAUUUUUAAACAGUAGAAGUAGUUGUGCUAUAAAUCUAGAACUUGAUUGACUUUGUGCCAACGUGUGGAUUGGAAAUGCCUAAAUAGUCUGAGAGCUUUAUACACUUAACUGAAACAUCUUUGUGUAUACGUGAUAUGUGCGUAUUUAUAAUUAUCGCUAUUAAAAGCUUUAAGAUUU
Molecule: messenger RNA, 3161 nt
Organism: Stegastes partitus (bicolor damselfish)
Lineage: Eukaryota; Metazoa; Chordata; Actinopteri; Pomacentridae
Gene: r3hdm4
Product: R3H domain containing 4
Exons: 8
Coding region: 153-926 (257 amino acids)
Molecular function (GO): nucleic acid binding
Source: RefSeq, a predicted model, not a curated record